Molecule: messenger RNA, 1025 nt
Organism: Dichomitus squalens LYAD-421 SS1
Lineage: Eukaryota; Fungi; Basidiomycota; Agaricomycetes; Polyporales; Polyporaceae
Product: WD repeat-containing protein 61
Exons: 6
Coding region: 16-990 (324 amino acids)
Cellular component (GO): Cdc73/Paf1 complex
Molecular function (GO): protein binding
Source: RefSeq, a predicted model, not a curated record
CGCACAGUAACUUCCAUGAGUCUUGCUUUUCUCCACGCGCAUGAUGGUGCAGAACCGCACUCGGACGCAGUUUGGGCUGUGAACUGGACAAACGCGGACACUGUACUGAGCAUCUCCGCCGAUGGUGUAAUCAAGCAAUGGGACUCGAUCUCUGGCCAAGUCUCGCGUUCACGGCCACCCCACACUCUCGGCCUCGUCUCGCUCAGCGUGGACCCAACCGGAAAGCUCGCCCUGUACAACACGCUUGAAGGUCUAACGUGCUUAUGGGAUCUUGAGGAUGGGGAACUGAAGGGAUCGUUCGAGAGCUAUGCCAGGGGUCCAGGAGCGGAGACGACAGAGCCAUCAUGGUCCGUGUCAUUGAACCCACGAGGCGGAACGUAUGCCUCCACAGGCGGUUCCGGAAAUGUCACCAUCCACUCCGCAGAACCUGGAUCGUUUGGAGAACGACGUGCGACGCUCACAAGUGGACGCAGCAAGUUUGGAAUGCACUGCAAAUAUAGCCCAGAUGGGUCGCGAGUAGCCAUGUCCUCCGAAGCAGGACAGAUAUUCGUGUUCGACGUCGCAUCGAGUUCAAUCCAAGCUGCAUACAGCUCGCAUGCUAUGGCCGUCCGGUCUUUUGCCUGGUCGGCAGACUCAACUCUGCUCCUCUCUGCGUCGGAAGACAAACGCCUAAUUCUGCACGACGUUCGCGUAUCGUCUUCUGGCAAGCCUGGUUCCGGAGCCGUCGCUACGCUCAGUGGUCAUUCUUCUUGGGUCCUCAGCACGGACAUCUCUCCUGAUAACAAGCUUGCCGUGUCUGGCUCCGCGGACAAGACCACAAAAGUCUGGGACAUCGGCGCAAGAGCGGCAGUCUCCACUGUGCAGGAGCAGGGUGAGGUGUGGUCCGUUUCGUGGAGACCAAAGCCGCCCGCCCACGGCACAGCAGGCGCAUAUGUAACUGGUGGAGAGGAUGGAGUUGUAAGAUGGUGGAGGAGUGCUGGAGCAGGUUGACACCGGAUAACGUCGAAGUCUUGGACUGAGUGUAC